Molecule: messenger RNA, 7170 nt
Organism: Pantherophis guttatus
Lineage: Eukaryota; Metazoa; Chordata; Lepidosauria; Squamata; Colubridae
Source: RefSeq, a predicted model, not a curated record
UGGGAGCGAGGGGCCAACGUUUGUCACGUCAUGCCAAAACCAGGGUGCCCGAGGGCUCGGGACUGACCCUUGCUGUGGGUGACGUCCAGGGGGCAGCCACUGAUGGUGUCCGAUCCGAAAGAUGCACAGCAUUCACAAUUUGCAAUCGGCAACCAAUCCAGGAGAGGCGAGCCGUGACGGUGUGGAUGACUUGACCCAACUAGAAGACCUCCAAGAAAGUGUGGUCCUUCACAACGUCCAAAGGAGGUUUGAGCGGGGGCUGAUCUAUACCUACAUAGGAAGCAUCCUGGUGUCAGUGAAUCCUUACAAAAUGUUCAACAUCUACGGAACGGACCACGUCCUGAAGUAUGAAGGCAAAGCUUUGGGAGAGAACCCACCACAUCUUUUUGCAAUCACUAAUGUUGCCUACAGCAAGUUGAGAGAUGCCAAACUCAACCAAUGUAUCAUUAUUAGUGGAGAAAGCGGAUCGGGCAAAACCGAGGCCACCAAACUGAUUCUUCGUUAUCUGGCAGCUAUCAACCAGAAACAUCUUGUGACUCAGCAGAUUCUCGAAGCGACCCCUCUUCUGGAAUCGUUUGGAAAUGCCAAGACUGUGCGGAAUGACAACUCCAGCAGAUUUGGAAAAUUUGUGGAACUCUUUCUGGAGGACAAUGGAUUGAUUUGUGGUGCCAUCACCUCCCAGUACCUUCUGGAGAAAUCAAGAGUCAUCUUUCAGGCCAAAAAUGAACGAAACUACCACAUCUUUUACGAGAUGCUAGCUGGUCUCCCCACGCAGCAAAAGCAGGCAUUUUGUCUUCAAGGUGCAGAAACCUACUAUUAUCUCAACCAGGGAGGCAACUGCGAGAUUCCUGGCAAAACAGACCUAGAAGACUUUCAUCGGCUACUCGACACCAUGGAAGUCUUGAAUUUCAGCCUCCAAGACCAGGACAGCAUUUUCCGAAUCCUGUCUUCCAUCCUUCACUUGGGGAACAUCUACUUUGAAAAGUAUGAGACUGACUGCCAGGAAGUGGCCUCUGUGCUGAGCGCCAAGGAGAUCCGGGUCGUAGCUGAGCUGUUGCAGAUCUCGCCUGAAGGCUUGCAAAAGUCUAUCACCUACAAAGUGACGGAAACGCUGAGGGAGAAGAUUUUCACACCACUCACUGUGGAAAGUGCUGUGGACGCCAGAGAUGCCAUUGCCAAGAUCCUUUACUCCCUGCUUUUCAACUGGCUCAUGGACAGGAUCAACAAGCAGAUGUACCCCAAGCAAAACACCCUAUCGAUUGCCAUCUUGGAUAUCUAUGGCUUUGAGGAUCUUGGUUUCAACAGUUUUGAGCAGCUGUGUAUUAAUUAUGCCAAUGAAUAUCUCCAAUAUUUAUUUAAUAAGAUCAUCUUUAAGGAAGAACAGGAAGAAUAUAUCCGUGAGCAGAUUGAAUGGAGAGAGAUUGCUUUCACGGACAACCAGCCCUGCAUUGAGCUGAUUUCCCAAAAGCCUCAUGGCAUUUUGAAGAUCCUGAAUGACCAAAGCAGUUUCCCUCAGGCCACGGAUCACACAUUCCUUCAGAAAUGCCACUAUCAUCAUGGCUCCAAUCCCCUCUAUUCCAAGCCAAAAAUGCCACUGCCAGAAUUCUCUAUCAAGCACUAUGCAGGAAAAGUAACCUACCAGGUGCAUAAAUUCUUGGAUAAAAACUAUGAUCAAGUUCGCCAGGAUGUCCUCGAUCUUUUUGUCAACAGUAAAAUCAAAAUGGUGGCCAGCCUCUUCUACAGCCACGCUCAACUGGUGGCUCAACAGAGGACCAUGAUGGGAAAAAGCAGCACCAGCAAACGGAAGUAUAAGCCCCAAACGGUAGCUGCAAAGUUCCAACAGUCACUUCUGGACCUAGUGGAGAAGAUGGAGAGAUGUAACCCUUUCUUCGUUCGCUGCAUCAAGCCCAACAGUAAGAAGGAACCAGGACUGUUUGAGGCUGAUACAGUCAGCAACCAGCUACGAUCAUCAGGAAUCCUGGAGACCAUCCGAAUCCGCAAGGAGGGCUUUCCUGUCCGGAUCCCCUUCCAAAUCUUCAUUGACAGGUACCGUUGUCUUGUGGAUAUCCGUAGUGACAUCAUCCCAGAUGGGUGGAAUUCUGUGGGGGUGCUGAAGAAGCUGUGUCCGGUCACCCCAGAGAUGUACUGCAUUGGCACAACCAAGCUCUUCAUGAAGGAAAGCAUCUACCAGCAAUUGGAGGCCAAGCGGGAACAGAUUGUCCACAUGGCGGUGGUGACCCUCCAACGUUACGUCCGUGGCUUCUUGAUCAAGAAACGCUUUUAUGCCUUACGCUGCAAGAUUAUCCUCUUUCAAGCCCGGGCACGGGGUUACCUUGUCAGGCAAAAAUGUGGGAGGCUGCGUCAGACGCUCAUCAAAUUCAGAUGCCUGGUACGCAUCUAUAUGAACCGCAGGAGGUACCUCAAGAGGAAGGAUGAGGAGCGUCGAAUUGCAGAACAGGAGAAGAGAAAGGCUGAGCAGGAACUGAGUCAGCGAGAAGUGAUGAAAGUCGCAGACUUGGAAAUCCCUGCUGAUCUGGUUGGACUCUUAAACACAGUGGCUGUUCACAAGCAAGUGAAUGAGGACUGUGUCAUGCCUGUCCCUCCGCCCAAGAUGAAGGCCGACUCCCAGCUCACCCUGCCUCUUGACAUCAACAAUUACCCCAUGGCCAAGUAUGUGCAGCUCCACUUCAAGGAGCCACUUUGGGGGAUGCUCACGAGGACUCUGUCAUCCCCCCUGACUCGGUUAGAUGAGAGCCUGGCCCCUGAUGCUCUUAACCUCUUCAAGCUGAUCCUCCGGUUUAUGGGUGACGCCCAGCUCAACGGCCUCCAGGAGAACCUGUUUGGGAACUACAUUGUACAGAAGGGGCUCUCUACACCAAGCCUGCAAGACGAAAUCCUGGCCCAGAUUGCCAACCAAGUGUGGCAAAACACCAAUGUCCACAAUGAAGAACGAGGGUGGCUGCUGUUGGCCUCCUGCGUCAGCGCUUUUGUGCCCUCCCGCCAGCUGGACAAGUACCUGCUGAAGUUUGUUUCGGACUACGCCUUUGACGGCUAUAAACCUGUGUGCCAACACAAGCUCAUGCAAGCCAUGGCAAGAAGUCAGGAUGGUGGGGAGGCCGCCCGAGCGUAUCCACCCACUCUGCUGGAGUGGACAGCCAGCCGGGACCGAGUGAACAUGGCCCUUGAUGUCUACUGCUUCAAUGGAGAUCAUUAUUCUUGCCCUGUCCAUUCCUGGACCACAGGGGAAGGCCUUGCUGAAAGUGUGUUGAGAUACAGGGGUCUUACAGAUGGAUGGCGGGGCUGGUCUGUCACCAUGAAGGAUGGUACCCAGUGGGCCGAGCUGGCUGGCCACGAUUAUGUCUUGGAUCUGAUUUCUGAUCUGGAACUGAUCCAUGGUUUCCCCAAGCAGAAGUCCUAUUUCAUCCUCGCCUCUGAAGACCCAGAGAAAUACACUGGUGGAAAAUUAGUUUUCCAACGUGGUUUGGAUUCAGAUGGGAGAGUUCCUCCUCCGCCACUGAUCAAGGCCCCCACCGUGGCCUCUGCCCACCUGCCAGACUCUGAGGGAUAUUGCAGCCAUGAUUCGGAUACCUGCAGUGAACCCCGGAGCCAGAAAGGGCUGGAUCAUUAUCUGGAUAGCCUCUUUGAUCCUGUGCUGUCCUAUGGGAAAGGGGAACUAGAGAAGCCAGCGGCCAUCUCACGAAGGAUGAAAGGCGGUGGUCGAGUUGGGCACGGCAACGGUGACAAUGUGACUGGCAUGGUCCCUCAGACUUCUGGAAAGAAGGAGGAGGCUGUGUUGACACAGCUGGCUUACGACAAAUACCAAGAGUCAGUUCUGAGGGAAGCUGGGAAAAGGCUGAUGGACAGAUCUGUGUCACCUUCAGGCAUUGCACGGAGGAGAACCAACCUUCAGAAUCCAGAGUCUGGCUCCACGUCUCAGGCCGGUGGGCUUGUCCGCCACUCCAAGCUGAAUUCGGAACACAACCCUGAGCCUACGCAGAACAUCCGCAACAUCAUCAAGCAAUACCAGCAACCUUUGCGAGUUUCAGAGCCGGUCAGAAAGGAAGGGGAGAAGGUCUUUGUGAAGAAAAUGGAUCCCCACGAAGAAGCCUUGAUGAUCCUGAAGAGACAGAUGGCACCCACAGGAGUACCUGUGAAGCCCCUUCAGACUGUCCAUGAGCCAGCACCGAGAGAGAUCAUCGCGAUGGUGAGGCCAGUGCCUAGUGCCAAGGUGGUUGAACCCCCUACCAGGGCCCAGUCUCUGCCUGAUGCUUCUUCAGCUCCCAUCUCACGAGAGUUGGCAUCGGAAGAUGAGACAGUCCAGACAAAACUUUAUGGCCGAAGCAGCAAGGAGUUUUAUGGGUACCACAACGUCUCCUGGAAGAUCUAUCUCAGGAAGGAGGUUUUUUACCCAAAGGAGACUAUCAGCAGCCCUCUUCUGCUGGAUCUCCUUUUUCGGCAGAUCUUCAACGAUACUCUAUCGGACGCCUGCAUUCGUCUCACCGAGGAGGAGAAGCAACGCAUGAAAACUCUCUUUGCGGAAAACAAGCUGGACUCCUUCAGUCCGGUAGCCGAUGAAAGCGUCAAGAAGGAAAUUAUCCGUGUGGCCCGAGAGAAUUGGGAGGUGUAUUUCUCCCGCCUUUUUCCAGCCACGGGCAGCGUCGGCACCGGAGUGCAAAUCCUGGCCGUCUCUGACACGGGGAUUAAACUCUUGCGACUGGUCAAAGGAGCCAAUCUCCCUGGGGAACAGGUCCGGGUGCUGCGAGGCUACAGCUACAGUGAGCUCCUGUUUGUCACCAUCCCCUCCAAGAACAUGCUGGAGUUCAACCUGGUCCAUGAGAAGUUGAUCCUCUUCUCCCCCAAAGCUGUCCAGGUAAAGGCUUUGAUCGACCACUUCAUCAUGGAGCUCAAGAAGGACUCACAAUAUAUGGUUGCCAUUAAGAACCAUAUCACAAACGCUGAAAACCUUCUGAGUUUUCACAAGGGAGACAUCAUUUGCCUGCGACCGAUGGAGGGCCUGGAACCAGACCACUAUUAUGGCUGCGUGGUGAGGAAGAAAAUGAUUCUCCUGGAAGGGGUCAGAAAAGGCACCCUGGAUUUUGGCUGGAAGUUUGGUGCCAUCUACGGGAAGUCGGGGCUGUUCCCCUCCAGCUGCGUCCAACCAGUGGCAGCCCCAGAUUUCACACAGCUGCCCACGGAGAAGAAGGAGGAUCCCAACAGCAAGCAGGCCAAGGUAGCUGGUCCAGCCUCGGUGGCCGUGGCUGUGGCAUCAGCAGCUGUGGCUCAGGAGCUGGACAGGAAGGUUGAGGCAAGUCGGUUGUGGAGGUGUGAAUGUCCUUGUGUGGCAAGAGGUGGGAUUCAAAGGAAGGAGGCAGGAGCAGGAGGCCCUUUCACCAUGCUGGAGUUUGCCAGGAAGUAUUUCCGAGAAGGGCAGAAGGCAAAGACGGACAAGCAGAAAUCAAAGAAGGGCGUCGAAUCUAACACCGUGGCGGAUAUUCUGAAAUACACCAAGUCUCCCAUUCAGGAGUCACUCAUUGGAUUCACCAACAGCAGCUUGAACAAAAUAGCAGCAGAAUCCUUCCAUGCUGUGAUGAAGUUCAUGGGUGACCUCCCACUCAAAGGACAAUCUGAGCUGGAUGUGGUCUAUGCUUUGUUGAAGCUCUGUGGAAACCACGAGGUCAUCCGUGAUGAAGUUUUCUGCCAGAUCCUCAAACAGAUCACGGACAACAUCAGCAACAAGACGGACAGCUGCCCAAAAGGAUGGAGGCUUCUGUACAUCCUGAGUGCCUAUUAUAGAUGCUCCGAAGUCUUCAAGCCCUACCUUCUACAGUUCCUCCAGGAAGUCUCGGCCCACCCUGGUUUGCAUUUCCAAGGCAUCGCCAAGGCCUGCGAGCAGAAUUUGCUGAAGACUUUCAAGUUUGGGGGCCGCUGUGAGUUUCCUACUGCUGUGGAGCUCCAAGCCUUGGUGGCUGGAAGAAGUUCAAAGCGCCAGCUCUUUCUCCUUCCAGGAGGGAUCGAAAGGCACCUCAAAAUCAAAACUUGCUCGGUAGCCCAGGAUGUCAUCGAAGAGAUUUGCUUCGAAAUGGGUCUGCACCAGCCGGAAGCCUUCAGGGAAUACAUCAUUUUUGCUGUCUCAAGUAAAAAUCAGAACGUCCGGCCUUUGGACAGGCGGGAGUACAUCCUGGAUGUCACCCUGGAAAUGGAGAACGUGGACAGCAGCUACAUGUUCUGGUACCGGCGUGUGAUUUGGGCCCAGCCGCUGAAAUUUGACAAUGAACUCUACGUCACCAUGCAUUACAACCAGGUACUACCUGACUAUCUGAAAGGUCUCUUCUACAUCUCAUCUUCUGCAAAGCCAAGUGACCAACAGUUCCAGCAAAUUUCCAAAUUGGCUGCUCUGCAGCUCUGGGUGAAGGGCCUGGCAACCUUAAGGGAAAUUCAGGACUACAUCCCACCCCAGUUCUACCAUCUGCAGAAGGCUCAGGCGUGGCUGGACAUGGUGGCCCCCUUCAUGCAUCAAGCACAAGCCUUGAGCGCCCACCAAGCUCGGGCCCAAUUCUUAGGGCUCCUGAGCGCCUUCCCCAUGUUUGGCUCUUCAUUCUUCUACAUCCAGAGUUGCAGUAACAACACCAUCAUUUCGCCCUGUAUCCUGGCCGUGAACCAGAAUGGGCUGAAUUUUCUCCACAAGGAAACUCAUCAACCCAUUGUGACGUUCUCUCUGAAGGAGAUCCACUCUACUCGGACCCAGAGACCCUCAGCCGGAUCCAGCUACCCCUAUGUGGAGAUUAUGCUGGGAGACCUGAUGUCUCACAGGAUCACACAGCUGCAGCUUAAGCAGCUUAACCUUCAGAUGGGCCUGGAACUAUGUCGUGUCAUUGCCACCCACAUGGAGAACCUGCUGCAUGCCCGUGAAAAGCAGCUGACGCUGCCCCCAAGCGAGAUUACUUUGUUGUGACUGGAUCUGCUGCUCUGCGUCUCUCUCUCUUCCAGAUUCCAGAAGAGAUCCUGGCCCUACUACUGGAAGAUAUAGCUGAGCUGAAAACAGCUCAUCCUAUAGGAUCCAAUGACGUCCACAUUGUCAUCUCCAGAUUUAAGGGUGGGAAUGAGAGCAAGGUGACUUCAGGGCAUCGCAUCUGGAUGGUUUGUGUGAUGCAAUAGAGCAGUGUUUCUCAA